Sphaeroforma arctica JP610 is the source of this 427-nucleotide messenger RNA. RefSeq lists its product as hypothetical. The annotation marks the transcript as partial. Lineage: Eukaryota; Ichthyosporea; Ichthyophonida. The transcript is spliced from 2 exons. Gene Ontology annotation, molecular function: ubiquitin protein ligase activity; zinc ion binding; ubiquitin conjugating enzyme binding. Gene Ontology annotation, cellular component: ubiquitin ligase complex; cytoplasm. Gene Ontology annotation, biological process: protein polyubiquitination; positive regulation of proteasomal ubiquitin-dependent protein catabolic process; ubiquitin-dependent protein catabolic process. The record is from RefSeq and is a predicted model, not a curated record.
CGUUGCCGGGAACGCACACAUCCGAUGGUGUCCCUCGCCGGGGUGUGACAACGCCAUCAAAGUAGAGAUAUUGGGAGCGAUGCCUGUGACCUGUAAGUGUGGGGGCGUGUGUUGCUUCAAGUGCGGUGCGCAAUGGCACGAGCCUGUGGCGUGUGACAUGCUCAAGAAAUGGGUGCAGAAGUGCCACGACGACAGCGAGACAGCGCAUUGGAUCAAUGCCAAUACGAAGGUAGGCGAGGAGUGUCCCAAGUGUCAAGUGACGAUUGAGAAGAACGGGGGCUGCAACCACAUGGUCUGUAAAUCAGCAGUGUGCAAGCACGAGUUCUGCUGGGUGUGCAUGGGUGACUGGCUUCCCCACGGCAGCGCGUGGUACAACUGUGCAAGAUUUGACGAGAAGGACACCAAGGAUGUGAGAGAAAAUGCCAAU